Molecule: messenger RNA, 2040 nt
Organism: Xiphophorus couchianus (Monterrey platyfish)
Lineage: Eukaryota; Metazoa; Chordata; Actinopteri; Cyprinodontiformes; Poeciliidae
Gene: trmt6
Product: tRNA methyltransferase 6 non-catalytic subunit
Exons: 12
Coding region: 183-1592 (469 amino acids)
Biological process (GO): tRNA methylation
Cellular component (GO): nucleus; tRNA (m1A) methyltransferase complex
Source: RefSeq, a predicted model, not a curated record
UGUUUUACACGUCAUUGGAGGCUAGGGAAGUGAAAGCUAACACGUGUGAAUGUCAAUUUAAGACAUUUUUGUUUACGGCUCAGGAUAAUUCAGUGCCUUUUUAUGGCUCCACUUAUUUAGAGCGCUUUUAAAGAUUAAGCUGAAGGCAGCGUUUCUCCAGCAGCUGCUUUACAUAGUUUAUCAUGGCUCACAACGAAGAUGAUGAUUAUGAGUACAGAAUCAAAGAGGGAGACCACAUAGUGUUAAAACGAGGGGACGUCUACAAAGCGGUGCAAAUUCAGCGGAAGAAAAAGGUGAUCUUUGAGAAGCAGUGGAUCUUGCUGGAUAACGUAGUGGGACAUCUGUACGGCACCACAUUUGAGAUUGCCUCCGGAGGAACAUUGCAACCAAAGGAAGACAAGGAAACGGGAAGUUCCACAGAUGUGAAGGUGGCAGGUACAGACAACAGAAACAUCGUCGAUGAUGGGAAAUCACAGAAACUCACCCGAGACGACAUUGAGACGAUGAAAGAGCAAGGUCUGAAGAACGAGGAAAUCAUUCAGCAGCUCAUAGAUAACAGUUCAACAUUCAAUAAUAAGACUGGAUAUGCCCAGGAUAAGUACAUUAAGAAGAAGAAGAAAAAGUAUGAAAACACGGUGACGGUUCUGAAACCGACCUGCCGCAUCAUAGCCAUGAUGUACCACGGCCGCGAACCAGGGAAGAUCUGCCAUCUGCGGUAUGACACACUGGCACAGAUGUUGACUCUGGGAAACAUCCAUGCUGGCAGUAAAGUUCUAGUGUUCGAGACCUGUGCUGGACUUGUGCUGGGAGCCAUCAUGGAGAGAAUGGGAGGCUACGGCUCGGUGAUUCAGAUGUACCCAGGAGGUGGGCCGGUCCGGGCGGGGGUGGAGUGUUUCGGCUUCCCCGCACAUUUUCACGAUAUGCUGCAUGAGUUUCCCAUCUGCCACGUCAACGCUUUGCUGGCAAGCACACUGGACACCAGUGCCAAAGACCCCACUGCUGAAGAAAAGAGCUUGAAUGCGGCUGCAGAGCAGGAGCAAAUCCAGCCUGAGGCAGAACAGCAGGAAGGCAGUCCAGCCGAGGAGAGGAUGGAGACAAACACCGGCGACGACGACGGCGGCCAAGACCGGGAGAAACUCGAGAGGGAGAAACGCCAAGAAGCAAAAGCUCAGGAAAGAAAGGUGAAGCUGGAGGAGAAGCGCCGGAAGCUGGCGGCCGCAGCUGCCCUGCUGGAAGGCAGAAACGCUGACGGGUUGGUGAUAGCGAGUCAGUUUCACCCUUGUUCUGUUCUCUUGGGCUUGAUUAAAUUCCUCUCCCCUUCUCGGCCUUUUGUAGUCUUCUCUCAGUUCAAAGAGACACUUAUUGAGUGCUACACAAAACUAAAGGAACAAGGUGGGACUGUCAACCUCAUGCUCACCGACACCUGGCUCAGGCAUUACCAGGUGUUGCCUGACAGGACCCAUCCUCUGCUCCUGAUGAGCGGGGGCGGGGGCUACCUCCUCUCAGGGACAACCGUGGCCACGGACCACUCCGAACCGGCGGCUGAGGAACCAGCUCCAAAGAGACAAAAAGUGAAAGACUCCGAGGGGUAAACACACGCAGAAGGAUCAGAUCUUCUCCGAGGCACGUUGGUGUCACCUGCAGGGAUUUUGCUUCAGACUCUGUCGAACCGAAGUGACACUUCUGCAGAAAAGGAGACUGGGUGUCUGGUUUGUAUUCAUCAGAACACCUUCUCCUGUCUUUGUCCUCAGAUCAGCUGAGAGGUAAAGUGUAACCCUAAAAAAACAGGUCAUCUCAGCUCCAUGUGCUCCUUUAUGUAAGAGAUGGCUGAAUUAAUUUCAUUUAAGUGACAAGUUUGUGUUGUAUCCCUUCUCAGCUAUUGCUAAAGCUGUUGUAUUUUAUUUAGUAACUUGCUAUACAAUUCAGUUGCUAAUGUAGGUUUAUUUUAUCUACUUCAUUGAAAAUCACUGGAAAAUAAACGGUGGAAUGUGAACCGCAUUAAUUCUGGAAAUAAAUUUGACUUUAAUUUGGUCCCAGGGA